Aspergillus saccharolyticus JOP 1030-1 is the source of this 1113-nucleotide messenger RNA. Its product is annotated as putative mitochondrial tricarboxylate transporter (Ctp). The record is from RefSeq and is a predicted model, not a curated record. Gene Ontology annotation, biological process: mitochondrial citrate transmembrane transport. Lineage: Eukaryota; Fungi; Ascomycota; Eurotiomycetes; Eurotiales; Aspergillaceae. Bases 130 to 1020 code for a protein of 296 amino acids. The transcript is spliced from 9 exons.
CUUAACGUGGACCUUACGCGACUAGUUAUAGUUUGCUAACUAGGGUUGAGCUGUGACUCAAGGUUUGACAGACACUCCUUGGCGUGAUAAUCAUCCAUUAGACCUGUACCUGCUGAGAAACAUUCAUCAAUGGCGUCCACUGAGAGAGACCACCGGCCAAAGCCUAGUAGUCUGCGAUCCAUUAUCGCGGGCUCUACUGCCGGUGCCGUUGAGAUCGCUAUCACAUAUCCAGCCGAAUUUGCAAAAACCCGUACGCAACUUAACCGCAGACUCCCUGAUGCACAGAAACUACCAUGGCCACCCUUCGGUUCACAAUGGUAUGCAGGGUGCACAACCCUGAUCAUUGGAAAUUCUCUUAAAGCUGGAAUUCGUUUCGUUGCUUUUGACUGGCUGAAAUCACUUCUGCAAGACGAGGAUGGCAAGAUCUCGGGACCUCGGACAGUUGUCGCGGGCUUUGGCGCGGGCUUCACCGAGUCUCUACUGGCGGUCACCCCAUUCGAAAGUAUCAAAACGCAACUAAUCGAUGACCGAAAGUCGCAGAAACCCCGAAUGAGAGGGUUCUUGCAUGGAAGCAAGAUCAUUUAUCAAGAAAGAGGAUUCCGAGGGUUCUUCCAGGGGUUUGUUCCAACAACCGCGCGCCAGGCCGCCAACUCAGCGGUGCGGUUUUCGAGCUAUACAAUGUUAAAACAGAUGGCCCAAGGCUGGGUCGCGCCCGGAGAGAAGCUAGGGACCGUGAGCACCUUUGCCAUCGGGGGAAUAGCCGGCCUUAUCACAGUUUACGUCACGCAGCCUCUUGAUACGGUCAAGACCAGAAUGCAAUCACUGGAAGCCAGCAAAAAUUACAAGAACAGUUUCGUUUGCGCGGCACGGAUCUUUAAAGACGAGGGCAUUUUGACCUUUUGGUCGGGAGCCGUUCCACGACUAGCGAGGCUCAUCAUGAGCGGCGGCAUAGUAUUUACUAUGUACGAGAAGACAAUGGAGGCGUUGGACAUUUUCGACCCGGAGAGGCAUUAUAUCUGAGGCGAUCUGAAGCUGCAGGAUGUAUAUAUUUCAAUUGCCUAUGUGUGCACAAACAAGACCGAAGUGCAAUGGAAUAGAUGCUGAAUAUUUGCU